GACGUUCCCGACAACGUUCCCGAGCCUCGUUUCUGACGUUACUAUGAGCGUGUAAACUCUCUCCUUCUUUCUUUUUAUCAGUCAAGAACGAGAAAGAUGAAGUGAGAGAAGAGAGUGUAGAGGGCCGACGGUAAUUUCUACGGAAGAUUGGUUGCAUAGUGGCGAUGCCACGGCGAUAUACGUCGUCUACUUGUUGUCGUCGACGUGCUGUGUCGUGAUAGUAGUAGUAGUGGUGAUGGUGGUGGUAGUAGUAGGUGAUCGUAGCGGUAGUAGUGCAAGGGUGGCGCACAUUGGGGUGAUACCACGCAGGAGUGUAUCUCCCUCGUGCAAAAACGAAGAGGAGCGAGAAGGACAACGCGUACGCGUAUACGUGCAGGCAAGAGGGCGACAAGACAAGCGAGUAGAGGUUGUGAAGGGCAGAAGAAGCGAGAAGAUGAGAGAGAGAGAAAGGGAACAGGCACGGUCGCACAUGCGCCAGCGCUCGGCAUCGACCCGAUGUCUAGGCAACACCUGGCAGCACCCCACGUGCCGCGUUAGGGUGGCACCAGCGCCACCCCGCGCUGCACGUCGCGCGUGCGAUCCAUCCCGGUAUCGAAUAUCCCACUGGCCUCCCCCCGACUGUGUUCCGUCUACUGACCCACGCCAACGGAGAGAGUUAAACUUGGAAUACGGUGGCACAAGCCAGCGUUCAAGGUUUCGGCUGCUGAGUGAACCAAACUUCAGGUCCAAGGUGAAUCAUCCCUGAGAUACUCGGCGCUAUCCAGAAGAGAGUUUUGGGGGAAAAGAGAUGAAUACAAAAGGAACAAGAAUUCGGGAAAGAAACGGGUUUGUAAGUUCUGUGCACACACACACACACACACACAAACGUUAUUAUUAACGUCAUCUAUUACUUAUUCGUUAAUUGCUAUUGCUACAAUAUUCAUAUGUCAUUUACACCUCAUUUACAUCUCGUCGGUUACAUUAAAAUAAACAUAGAAAAAAGGAACUAUGUUAAGUAACAGGUCUGCAUCGUCAGUCAUAUUUAUAUUAACAUUCAGAAUGGCAACCAGGGUCAGUUUUGUCUUCAAAGAAGUGCUCGUUUCUGUAAGCAUUUCUGCUUAGAAAUAAAUAAAAAUAAAACAUGUAAUAAUUUAUUUUUCGCAAAAAAAUAUAUAUAGUCCCCAACUAGAAGGAUAAAGAAACUUUUAUUAAUUUUGAGGGAUUUUUUCAAACAUCCUAAAAAGAGAACAAUUGAAGAAAACACAAAUGAUUGCCGCUUUGAAGAUAGCAAAAAUAUGUUGUUUCUCGGACCGUUAAUAAAACAUAACAACAUCGGACAUAUUAAUUCAAAUCAAAUUUCGCGUUAAAUGGAGCUAAUGAGAUUAAUGGGUUAUCGGCGUUUUCGUUUCAUCAGCUGUUACGGCGCAACUUGGGACAACGUAAUCUUAGCAAGGAAAGCAUUCUAUUUUCUUCGUGGGAAUGAAAUCCAUACCACUCAAGUGGUGUGACGUAUUCGACUUUUACCCUUCUCAGCGUUUCUCAGCGUUUUUCGGUGUUUCCAAUGAUAACACUUGUAUAGAUGAGAAUGAAACAGCCUGUAUAAUCCGUACCGUGUGCGCGCACGCGUGUGAGACGAUACAUUAUAUAUUUACGUACGUGUCAUUUCGCUACACUCGAAACGACGGCCCGAAAUCGUCCCUUGCUUAAUGGAACUCCCCUUAACAAAAUGGUAACCACUCGAGUGAAAUUGGAAUGUAUCGUACAUUAUUGUACAAGCGCAUCCAGGCUUUUUCCAAGAGUCCGUACGCUCCGCAGGGCCGAUCUUGAGCGAAAUGGUAUUCUGUAUCCACUUAUCGUCACAUCGUUCUUUUCCUGUAAAUUUUUAUUAUAAAAAUAUACCUUUAUUUUAUUAUCUUACGAAGAAACAUUAUUUUCAAGUAAGAUUUUCUUAUCUUCAGAAUUCAAGAAGAUAAAACAAAAAGAAAAUACGAACAUUUUUUUGGUUUAAAAAAUUUAAAACCAAGUAUUAAAUUAAUAUUAAAAACUUGUAAACUCAAUGAAUGAUCAAAUAGUUUCGUUUAAAGUAAAGACAGUUUUAUAUCACCCUCAAUCAAACGAUGUUCUCUCCUCACGGACCUGUGGUCCUAAAUUCAGGAUUGGCUGUCUGUUUCGUUAUUAUUCGUUUGGGUUGCUCUCCAUACGACUCGAACACAUCGCUUCGCCGACCAUCAGCCGUUGCUCGGCAACCUCUGACUCGCGACGCGUCGUUAUACGAUGGCGGCGGGGGUGGAUAACCGGCUCGGAGUUCCACCCCCCUCUCUGUGUCUCUCUCUCCCUCUCUCUUAUUCCAUUUCCCUCCGUUUCUCUCUUCCCUUUGGUUGCCCGCUGGGGCCAAGUUGAGUGGCACUCGUUGACCAAACGGUCAUUACGACAAAUGUUAGUUAUGCCUUGACGACGCCGUCAGACACUACGACAACGAGCUAGUGCGAGCAGUCGGUUAUACCAUGAACCAUCGUAACCACCCUUCGGUGAAUAGCGUUGUUGGCACCCACCUAUCUACUUAUCACAUGCAAUUGCAUUUAUGGGGAUAAUGCUACCUCUAUUUCAUGCAUGUUUCACGUAUCUUUUAAUUGGAAAAUUGUAUAUAGCCGAUGUUAAGAACGGUUGCGACAUUUUUUGCUUAGAAAGCGUACAUUCGCGAUAAGUUUUUUGCGAUAUAUGCGAAUUUUAGGAUAUUCAAGAGAUUUGUUAUUCUCUUUAUCCUCACGAUUAUAGAUUAACGAUGCAAGAAACUUGCCACAUAAUUUUAUUCUAGACAUGAUUAUUGUAAUCCGACUAUUCUUACCUCUUAUAUGUAUCUUUAAACUUUAUAUAAUCGUCAGCUAUGCCGCGUAGAUUAAGACAGAAGUCGUCAAGAGUCGUAUCUGAUCUCAUUAAUUACUACGUCGCUGUCACGAUCUCUCGCGCAAUCUCGUAUUCUGGGGCGAUUAGUAACGUCCUCCGUAAAUUCACAGAACGCGUUGCGAAUUUAUCCGUAUCACCUAUGCUUACGCCGCAACAGCACGCAUGUGCAAGGAAGAAACUGCAGGCAGGACGAUAAGAUGAGAGUAGGAGCAGGAGAGAGCGCGGAGAACAUUACGUCCUCGACAAACAACACUCGUUUUGCGAUAAAGAAAUCUUAUCGGAGAUAUCCGGAAAGAGAAAUUGCUGCUAAAUUAUGGAGAAAGUGUUUCCGAUAAUUGUCAACACAACCAGAUACCAAUGUAAGUUAGAGAUGUAACUAAUGUAAUAGAGAUAAUGGAACAGUGAUUCAGUGAAAAAAUAAAGUAUAAUAAUAGUAUAGUAAUAGUAU
Messenger RNA from Odontomachus brunneus, 3331 nucleotides. RefSeq lists its product as uncharacterized. NCBI's taxonomy places the organism in Eukaryota, Metazoa, Arthropoda, Insecta, Hymenoptera, Formicidae. The record is from RefSeq and is a predicted model, not a curated record. The transcript has 3 exons. The coding region runs from base 236 to 745 and encodes 169 amino acids.